Messenger RNA from Eruca vesicaria subsp. sativa (arugula), 1418 nucleotides. The record is from the annotation of a GenBank genome assembly. Lineage: Eukaryota; Viridiplantae; Streptophyta; Magnoliopsida; Brassicales; Brassicaceae.
AAAGACUGAUACAGAGGGAUACACGACGACAAGUCUUAACGAAACACAAACUCAUAUCCCUAUCUUUCUUUCUCUACGUUAUCUCUUCACUUUCUUAGUCAUUUCGGUGUGUUCUAAGGAGAAAGCUAGAGAUACUACUUUCUCUUCUUCUUCUCUAGAGAGAGCUCCAGUCUCUAAUGGCGAGCUGUGUUUUAUCAGAAUGUGGUAUCAGGCCUCUCGCCAGGUUCUACCCCAAACCCACAACCUCUGUUGCCUCUAACCCAUCACCCACUCUCAAACUCAACCCACCAACUACACCUCUUUCUUCUCUCAACUCCCGAAGUGGGUUCUUUGCUAGAACCAGAAACUGGGCGUUGAAUGUGGCCACACCAUUAACAACUCUCGAGACUCCACCCGAGGAAGAAGACGCAAGGAGGUUUGACCCAGGUGCGCCGCCUCCUUUCAGUUUGGCUGACAUAAGAGCAGCCAUACCAAAGCAUUGUUGGGUCAAGAAUCCAUGGAAGUCGAUGAGUUACGUUGUCAGAGAUGUAGCCAUCGUUUUUGGAUUGGCUGCUGUAGCUGCUUAUUUCAACAGUUGGCUUCUCUGGCCUCUCUACUGGUUCGCUCAAGGAACCAUGUUUUGGGCUCUCUUUGUUCUUGGCCAUGACUGUGGACAUGGUAGCUUCUCAAAUGAUCCCAGGUUGAACAGUGUAGCUGGUCAUCUUCUUCAUUCCUCAAUUCUGGUCCCUUACCAUGGCUGGAGAAUUAGCCACAGAACUCACCAUCAGAACCAUGGGCAUGUCGAGAAUGAUGAAUCUUGGCAUCCUUUGCCUGAAAGCCUCUUCAAGAAAUUGGAAAAAACUACUCAGAUAUUUAGAUUCACACUGCCAUUCCCAAUGCUCGCAUACCCUUUCUACUUGUGGAAUAGAAGUCCAGGGAAAAAUGGUUCUCAUUUUGAUCCAGACAGUGACUUGUUUCUUCCCAAAGAGAAGAAAGAUGUUCUGACAUCAACUGCAUGUUGGACUGCAAUGGCUGCUUUGCUUGUUUGUCUCAACUUUGUCGUGGGUCCAAUCCAAAUGCUUAAACUAUAUGUCAUUCCUUACUGGAUAUUUGUAAUGUGGUUGGACUUCGUGACUUACUUGCAUCACCAUGGCCAUGAAGACAAGCUCCCUUGGUACCGUGGAAAGGUAUGCAAAAUCUACUUCACCAUGUUUAUAAUCUCUUCUCAUUUUGAGCCACUGUGUCUCAAGUGCUUCUCUACAGAAGCAGCUAAACCAGUACUAGGAAAGUACUACAGAGAACCGAAAAAUUCUGGACCUUUGCCACUUCACUUAUUGGGAAGCCUCAUAAGAAGUAUGAAACAAGAUCAUUUCGUAAGCGAUUCAGGAGACGUCGUGUACUAUGAGACAGAUCCAAAACUUAGUGGACAAAGAACUUGA